UAAGAGAAACCCAUUUCCCCUAUAUUGGUCAUCAGAAACAAACCUCCCUGCCACUGCCCCUGCUGUCCACAGUCUGCUUCUCUAGCUGUCCCUCACGUCCCCCACACCUCUAUGCUGACGCCUGUUUUGUCCGUUCUCUAGGUAAGAUCUCCCCAGGAAAUGGAAGGAAUCAACUACACACUGCUGAGUGAGUUCAUCCUGACCGGCAUUCCCUGCCCACUCAGGCUACAGGCGUUCCUUUUUGCGUUCUUUUUGCUAAUCUACAUCCUGACCCAGCUGGGGAACCUGCUAAUCCUGGUCGCUGUCUGGGCAGACCCGCAACUCCAUGCCCGCCCCAUGUACAUCUUUCUUGGUGUCCUCUCCGUCGUGGACAUGGGCAUCUCCUCCAUCAUCGUCCCUCGCUUCAUGAUGAACUUCAUUCUAGGCAUCGAGCCCAUCCCAUUCGGCGGCUGUGUGGCUCAGCUGUAUUUCUAUCACUUCCUGGGUAGCACGCAGUGCUUCCUGUACACCUUGAUGGCCUAUGACAGGUACCUGGCCAUCUGCCGGCCCCUGCGCUACCCCGUGCUCAUGAGUGCUAAGCUGAGUGCCCUGCUCGUGGCUGGGGCUUGGGUGGCCGGCUCCUUCCAUGGAGCUCUCCAGGCCGUUCUAACCUUCCGUCUGCCCUACUGUGGGCCCAACCGGGUAGAUUACUUCUUCUGCGACAUCCCUGCGGUCUUGCGGCUGGCCUGUGCUGACACCACAGUCAAUGAGCUGGUGACCUUUGUGGACAUCGGGGUGGUGGUUGCCAGCUGCUUCUCCCUGAUCCUCCUCUCCUACAUUCAGAUCGUUCUGGCGAUCCUGAGAAUCCGCACAGCGGACGGGCGGCGCCGGGCCUUCUCAACCUGCGGAGCCCAUGUAACCGUGGUCACGGUGUACUACGUGCCCUGUGCCUUCGUCUACCUGAGGCCUGAAACCAACAGCCCCCUGGACGGGGCGGCCGCUCUGUUCCCCACAGCCAUCACUCCUUUCCUCAACCCCCUCAUCUACACUCUGAGGAACCAAGAGGUAAAGAUGGCCCUAAAGAGAAUGUUAGGAGGCCCAAGGACCAAAAGCGAGAUUUGAAAGUGUCUGUCUCCCACUGGAGGAACCUUCACAUUUACAGUUUGCUCUAUUUGUUUUCUUUUUUUUUUGGUACCAGGAAUCAAACUCAGGACCUCACGCUUUCCAGGCCGGUACUGCGCCGCUGACCUACGUCCCGGCUAGUUUGUUCUAAAGUUUGGUUUUCAGC
This is a messenger RNA of Chinchilla lanigera (long-tailed chinchilla), 1267 nucleotides long. RefSeq names its product olfactory receptor 10G3. Bases 160 to 1101 code for a protein of 313 amino acids. Gene Ontology annotation, biological process: G protein-coupled receptor signaling pathway. The transcript has a single exon. Gene Ontology annotation, molecular function: G protein-coupled receptor activity; olfactory receptor activity. Gene Ontology annotation, cellular component: membrane. The record is from RefSeq and is a predicted model, not a curated record. Lineage: Eukaryota; Metazoa; Chordata; Mammalia; Rodentia; Chinchillidae.